Messenger RNA from Mollisia scopiformis, 858 nucleotides. RefSeq lists its product as uncharacterized. The coding region runs from base 1 to 858 and encodes 285 amino acids. The transcript has 3 exons. NCBI's taxonomy places the organism in Eukaryota, Fungi, Ascomycota, Leotiomycetes, Helotiales, Mollisiaceae. The record is from RefSeq and is a predicted model, not a curated record. Gene Ontology annotation, molecular function: hydrolase activity, acting on ester bonds.
AUGAAGAUAUUGACGUUGGCUUUGCUACUUCAGUGCUCAUAUGCAGGACUGAUCAAGAGGUCUGGAGGGAUAAGUUAUAUCUUUGGAUUUGGCGAUUCCUACACUGCGAGAUGCUUCAAUAUUAGCGGUGUACAGCCAAGUCAAUUCAAUCCCAUGGGUAAUCCGCCAGAUGAUCGAUGUACUUCUUCAGAUGGCCCCAACUGGAUAGAGUAUCUUACCACUACAUACAACAACUCACUCAUCCUCACCUAUGACUUUGCGGUCAGUGGCGGCGCGAUACCUAACAGUCUGGUCGACCAAGUUAUGUUUCAGUACGAGCCAAUGUACUCUCACAGCAAUCAUACUUGGACAGGAGAUAACACCAUUUUCAUGAUCUGGAUUGGAAUCAACGAUAUCACGAUUCUCUCUUCACUAUAUCAGAACAUGUCCGAUUUCAACGUGACACUUCCACCUCGCUUCGAUCAGUACUUUAGUCUAAUGGAGAAUCUGUACAAUACUGGAGCAAGGAAGUUCAUGUUCAUCAAUAUGCCACCGCUGGAUCGUACGCCAAUGAUACAAAAUUACACCACGCCUAUCAUCCAAAACUUCGCACAGGGAGUCUCGCUUUUCAAUGACGUAUUGCUGCCGCAAUACGUCGAUUGGUUUCAAGGAAAUCACUCAAAUAUUCAAACCACAAUCUACGAUGCUCAUUCAGCUUUCAAUACCAUCUUGGACGAUGCUCCAGCGUAUGGAUUUGCCAACAACUCAUGCUUCAAUUCCACGGACUGUUUUUGGUGGAAUAAUUAUCACCCCGAAGGUGCUGUGCAUCAAAGAUUGGCGAAGCAGAUGGUUACAAAUCUUACUCCUCUAGGUUGGUGA